This is a messenger RNA of Exophiala aquamarina CBS 119918, 597 nucleotides long. RefSeq lists its product as uncharacterized. The record is from RefSeq and is a predicted model, not a curated record. NCBI's taxonomy places the organism in Eukaryota, Fungi, Ascomycota, Eurotiomycetes, Chaetothyriales, Herpotrichiellaceae. Bases 1 to 597 code for a protein of 198 amino acids. The transcript has a single exon.
AUGGGCAGAGGACAAUCCCAUACGCUGACCGACUAUCCAGAAGUUGAUAAGCCCUCCGAACCCUCAAUGUUCCCCUUCUGGGGAAACCAUACCAGGGAAAGGAGCUCAAGAAUGAGACAUGUUAUAGGAUCAAUAAGAAAAGGUCUUGCUCAUGAGCAAGAGAAGCUCUUUAACCCGUCAGAGCCCGCCAUUCAUGACCACGAGCACUUCAACAUGACCGAGUAUUCAGACUCAGAUAGUGGACAUAACACGACGAAACCAUCAAAUCCCAAGCUGAGGCGUCCAAGUGAGAGAUCCGACGACCUCCAAUGGUCAAUCAGUCCUGCUCUCGAAGCUUGCAAAUUAUUUCAAGCCAAUGAAAACAACAUGGGCCCUGAGUCACACCGAAAACCAGCGACCUGGGGAUGGCCAGGUUUGGGAACUUUUCCAGAGCCUGAGGGACCUUCAUCCAAGACGCAGAAUAGGACUAGACUGCAGAAAGCUGCUGCACUGGAGCCUAGGGUUGAAGCCGCUACAUUUGAAGCUAUCGACAAUGCAGCCGAGUCGGAACCGUUUGGUUGGCCUGGCCUGGGCGAAUGGCCGCGAUCAAGAAAGUGA